Molecule: messenger RNA, 8166 nt
Organism: Macrobrachium nipponense
Lineage: Eukaryota; Metazoa; Arthropoda; Malacostraca; Decapoda; Palaemonidae
Exons: 9
Coding region: 162-1901 (579 amino acids)
Source: RefSeq, a predicted model, not a curated record
UCAAAACAAAAACAAAAGUACAUAGCCAUGGCUCUGUACUUCCUGUUUUAGGGGAAGUCUCUACUCUACCCAAUUUUUCCGAAUAUGUAUAAAAGUAAUUGCUACUAGCUUGAAGUAUUCAAGACCCGAACAUUAUAGGAAGAGUUCGCAGGAGCCUCAUAAUGCAGAAUACAACAAAUGAAGUGGCCUGUAUUCCAAACCAAAAAGCUGAAGAGAGAAUGAUACCUUCAGAUGGAGAGGUAGAGAAAGAAAGUUCAUUUGUCAGUAAGCUCGAUACUGCAGAAGAACUUGAAGAUGAAUUUAGAAUAGCAUCUGACCUUUCUUUCUUGAAAGAUUCUACUGCAUCAUCCUCCCCACUGGAGAACUUCAAAAGCUCUUAUGCAAAAUCUCUGGCUGACUCGUACAGACGUGCAAGUUUACCAGUUGUUGUUUCAGCACCCAAGGGACAAUUUUAUUUUAAUAACAAGGAAGUAAUCUCACUGAAUUCUGGUUACUUUGGUCAGAAUAAAUAUCUCAGUUUAAAUUCACCUGUUAGUGUAGCUUCAUCCCUACAGAGCAGUGAGCCAACAUCACUUCCUACAGCCUUAAACACAGUAGUACAGGGAAUUGGGCAGACACAACAGACUACUGGGUCAACUGAAAAUCUGAGAAAUUUAGCCGUGCAGGAGAUUCCCAUUUUUGUUCCACUUGACAAAAUAUGCAACAAUGAAAAUAAACAAAAGUCCUUAAAUAGCAGCACGAACUACAGUGGAGAUUUAGUAACUACCACUGAUGGGAGACAGUUGGUAAUGUUUUCUGGUUUUAACAAGCUCUGCGAUGAAAGUAUGCUUUUAUCAAGGAAUGGUGAAACUCUUGGAAUUGUACAGGAGAAAGAUAUCCAGAAUGAAGGCCUCCGUCUUGAACAUACUCAGUUAGAAGGACGUGUACAACAAUUGUGUGAGGUACUUGCUGAUCGAGAUAGUACCAUUCAGAGAUUGGAAGAGGACCUUCUUAGAAUGAGGAUGGAGUGCCAGCGCCUUAUGGUAGACAAUAGAAGUAUGAAAAGCAACUUGGGUUCAAGUUCCUUCCAAGCAAAUACAAGCAAUUCACCAAAUGAAAUGCAGAAGUUGAAGCAGCAAGUUGAACUUCUUACUGCUCAACUUGAUAAGGCUGAAAGAAGCAGGCGCACAUAUGAAACUGCAACUCGGCAGUUGGUUGACUUUCUGCACACUGUAAAUUCAACUUUAAGUAAUUCAUGUACAAAUUUAAGCUCUCCUGCACAUUCAACAUCUUCCCGAAACUCAUCAAUGAAUUUACAGUCAGACACCAGUCUCUAUGAGACUUCAAGGAAAUCUGAGGCAAUACACAGAACAGAGAGUGUGUAUGCUUUACCCACACACACAGGAAAUCGUCCUAGGGUUAACCGUUCUGUUAGUACUUACUGUGUGGCAUCAACUCCACCAGCCAAAGAGUCUGGUGCAACAGCAGGACGUGCAGUUAAUUCAGAGUUUUUGGUAACACGUGCCAAGGAAUUGAUUGCUUCUCUCAAGUCUCUCACUAGGAAUGAAAGUGUGUUAAGGCUUCAUGUUGAACCCAAAAAAUAUGGGUCAUCUGUUGCAAGUAGCAGUGGUGUGUCAUUGCGCAGCUUUAAGAAGGAAAGUUUCAAUGGAGAUGACCAUAGCUCUACCUCAUCAUAUCAGCUUCAGACUUCAAAGGAAGAAAAUCCAGCAAAUAAUGAUGCUGAGGCAGUGAUACAGGCUCAAGCUUCUGCCAAAUUGAAUGAUGGUUCCCAGCCGCUAAGCUUAAUGGUGGUGGGUGAGGCAUCAUCCCAUUCUGUGGAGCAAGGGUACUCUUCUCUCCCUGUCAGUGGAUGCAUAUCAAGAAUCCUGAAUGACUCUGAUCAGCGUCUUGUAUGGGUUUGAGACUCUGAAGACCACAUUAGUUUGGGUUUAACAGAUGUGAAGUUUAGUCAGUGGUUUCAUCAUUUGUCUCUAGCCAAAACUGGGAUAAGAUUGAUGGAUGGUGGAAAGUCAUUUGCACAAAUUAUAAGUUUUAUUGUUUUAUUCUUCUACUCUUAUUAGCACAAAAUAUCACUGAAGUGUAUAGAUUAAGUGGCAUGAAAGUAAUAUCUGUUGUAUGUUAGUGUGAGAUUUUUAUGAUUAAGUGGACCAAAAAUUUAGGUUGUAGUUUCGCUAUGGUAUUGCAUAAUGUUCACAGAACAGAUUCUGAAAAUAUGUACCUCAAGCAUGUCUGUACUUUGCUGAUGAAUUUGAUUACUUGAAUUUUCCAAAUUUGGGAUGAAUAAGGUGCUUUCAGACUUCUCCUAAUAUCAUUUUCAUCUUUUAAAUUAUUGGUUACAAUUUGGUUAUUACUGUAUUGAAUUUUCCUGCUGUGGAAAAAAGUGAUGUGGUUAAUUGCUCAUAAUUCUGUUCACUGUAGCAGUGUUUUUUUAUGGCAAUCUUUCAAACAGUUUUCAGCAGUGUACAUAGUUAUGUUGUGUUCCCUCUUUUAAACCAAAUAAACAAAAAACUCAUUUUAAAUAAGGUAACUUUUUAUUCUUGGCUUUUGGUAGACCAUCCAGAUGGAAGUAACUACGUGAUGAAUAGAAGUCUCUGGUUGUGCUGCCUAGUUAGGCAAACUACAAUACAUACUUCCAUUCUGUCCUGCUUUAGUCUGUACACAUUUGUGCAUCUGUGGUAUGCUUUUAAGAUGCUGUUUCUCUUGUGAAAUGAGUGUCAAUUCCUCUCCAUUAAAAUAGUUAAUAUUGUACUGCAUUGUAAUGCCUAGAGUAACUUUAAUGCGUGGAAUUAAGGUUUAUGGAGGUAAUUAAUUUAUAUUUAACUGGACUGUGUUGCAGCUUUGCUCCAGUUAACAAAUAAUAAGACUUGAAUGGUACUUUACAGUUUAUGUUAGUACUCUUACUGUAGGAUAUUUGAGUGUUCUGUAUUGCACUACAUGAUUCUUGUUGUGAGAAAUGAACUUGUUGACUUACUGAUUUAAAGUUUUGUUGCAUAUUUAGAAGAUAAAUGGAAAAUUUUGAUUUCUCCAUGUUUUUGUUUGGUUUAUGUAUUCUUCUCUUGUUAAGCAUAUUACCAUUUGUGUUGUAGCUUUUCCAUUGUAUGAUUACUGUGUUUGUCAUAGCCUAUAUACUUCUUUCAAAUGAAAGUUGGCUUUUGAAACAUAAGUUGCAUGUAAAGAAACUAUUCUGAGAUAGAUUUCUUUGUAGCCAUUAUGAUUUUUCAGCUGCAAGUUGGCCUGAGAAAUAGGUAGCAAACCAAGGCAAUCAUGUGUAAACACAGUUAUUGGUUGAUUGGCAGCUUGGAUGGCCUCUAAAAGUACUGAAUGAAUAAGUUAGCACUUACAGUACAUAAUCAAAAACGAGAAUCGUGUAUUGUGUGUGGCCUCAAGCAAAGAACAUAUAGACACAUUCCAGGAUGCUAGACAUAUGGUAUUAGCUGACUGGAUCUAUUGAGCAAUGUAGUACUAAACAUCACAGUUACAGUAGAAAUUGUCAUAAGUACUGUAGUGAUCAAAGGUUUAUUUGUAUCAAGACUAUUGAUUCAUAUAAGAAAUCCUUUGUAUGAAAAAUAUGCCUUUCAAAAUAGAAAUUGUAUCAGUUGCAAGGAGGAUACAUUGAAGAUACUCAAAUACUAACAGACUACGGGAAAAAGGUUCAUGUAUAAGAUACAUAGUCUCAUUUUCAAAGACUACCAGUCAAGUUGUGAAAAUAAUUUAGGUAGAAUUAACAGAACACUUGUGAUUUAUUAAUUUUUAUUCAUUUUUUUUUAAAGGUGUCUCCUCAGAUGGUCUGGAUUAAAAAAAAAACUAUGCCAGAUGCCUAGGUGUUAUUAUUUACUCUUAUGAUUUGUAAUGAACCUGUAGUAUUUUGGAAUACUAAACUGAACAUUUUGAAAUCUGGGCAAACAAGUCUACUUUUGAAUUCACUUUUUUUUGUUGGCUUCUUGGACGUAAUUAUGAUCUCGUUCAUACAGCCUAGUUUCCAUUUCAGCAAACAGCAAAUAAAACUUUUAUUUACAGCAACUGUUGUUAUGGCUCUUUAAGAUGCCAGUUCAUUGGUUUUGGUCACAUUUUGUUUUGACCCCUUCAUGUCUCGGCAUACCAUUGUCAGAUGAUUAUUUUACUUCUUACAAAAUGGUCCUUACUCCAUUUACUGUAAUGGUCAGACUUCAGUUACUUUCUCUUGUGGAUGACUAGUGUUGUUAUUGACAAGAAGUUUUAAAUGAGGUACAAUUAUGUUCGAUUCUCGGCCAUUCUAUUGAGGAGCGAGAGAUGUGUAUUUCUGGUAAUAGAAGUUCACUUGACGUGGUUCGGAAGUCACGUAAAGCCAUUGUUCCCGUUGCUGAAUAACCACUGGUUCCAUGCAACGUAAAAAGCACCAUACAAACAAACAAUUAUGCCAAGAAAUGUUUUUAAUAUUCAAGAGUUUUCCAUCAUCACUGUUUUUUUGAUAACUAAGGCUUAACUACUGAUGGAUGGUCUAUCCACUGCUAAGAUUAAAUUGAUAUUUAUGUAAAAUAUAAGUAUUUAUGAAAAACUUAAAUUGUUUGGAAGGUAUUUUUGGUACUAUUUUGGUAGAAAGGGUAUGUACUUAGAUAAGUGUGAUUUCUAGUAAUGUAUUACGUAUUCUUAUGGAUUUCAUAAUGUUGCAUUAUUUGUUGCCUUGCAGAAAUUUGUGAAUUGUUGAAUGUUGUACAGUAUGGAGUAAUGGAAGAAAUUAAAUUAUGCUAAGGAUGUGCCUUUUCAUUUUGAAAAUAUAGUUGGAUGCUUUUGUUGGCAAUUUUUAAGUGCAAAUGGUACACUGUUGACAUCCACUGCUGUGUAGAAAUUUAAAUAUGAAACAUAAGUAAAUAUUUUUGUCAGUUCAUUACUAUUUAUAAAAAUAUAUAUAUUUCUAAACCAAAGAGCUUUCUUUAGGGAAGAAGUAAUUGACAUUUGUAACUACCAAAGUCACUGAGAAUUCUAAAAAUUCUCAUUAGUGUUGUGUCUUGUAGCAAUAUGAGUACUGAAUAUGAUGUAUAAUUUUUUAUUUUCAGGUGAACUUGAUCAUAUUAUACUGCAUUUGAGGAGGCAAAGUUAUGGGAUUAAUUUUGAACACAGAAAUACAAACAGUACGCACUAGCAAUGAUUUGUAAAAAGCUAUGUUAAUUAUUAUCAUACUUGGAUGGCAGAAGAUAGAUGCAUGAAAGAUAUAAUUCAGGUGCAGAGCUAAACCAAAAAGUGACUGAAUGUGGUAAUGAUUGAAAAGGUGAACAUUUUUUUGUGUAUUGGACGGGUGUAUUUUUAGCAAUUUUAAUAUGAAGUGGAAGCAAAGUGUUUAGUGCCACCUAAGUCUAUGGAUCGAUUUUGAUUGAUACAUGGUAUGUGAAUUAGAUUGUAAGAUGUAUUAGAAUCAGAAUUUCAAUAAGUAAAUUAUUCAGAAUUAAUAUUGCUUCUGAUACAGAAAUUGUACCAAAUAAAUCAGGUAACUUACCUGAAAAUGGGAAAUAUUCAAGUCCUUAUUUUAAUUAUUGAGAAAAAGGAGAAGAGAAGUAUUAAAACAAAUAAUGUGAGCAAGUAAUCCUAUAGGUAAGAGAAAUUAAAGGGGUAUUGCUAUUGUAAAAAGAAGUUUCAGAGCUUUUUUCAGUACAGUUAAUGAUACCAUAAAUGUUUUGUUUUCAGCAGCCCUCCUCAAAAGAACUGAAUGAUAGUAAUUAAUUUAGUACCAAUAGCUCAAUAGGUAUUAUGGUACUUCACAGGUAUGAUAAGAUCAGAGGAUAUUGUUCAUUUUUAAAUAGCUCAAAUAGUCUUUUAAUUAUUUUUCUGAAAUGGGACUUACAAUUAGUACCUCAUAAUGAAAAAGUAUUGUUCAUUUUAACAGCUUUUGUUAGUAGUGACAUUUUUAAUCUCCGAGUUCCCUUUAAUUUUUAUUAUUACUCUGAUUUAUGUCAUUUACACCAAGGGGAUUUUGAUUUUGUUGGUAGGUAAUCUUGGAUAAAUUGAAGCAAAAGUGAGAGAGUGACCCUUUUUUUUCUUCUCAUGAUUUACUAGAGAUUUAGAUGUCUAUAUUUUUAGUUCCUGUUAUUCAUAUUUACCAAAGAAUUUCAGUUAUAUUCACUUUAUACAAAAAUGUUGUCAUUGUUUGUCAAAUUUUUAAUUUUAUCAUUGAAAUUUGAGAGCAUAAAAGAAAACAUCAUGAAAAACUUGUUAUGUAUUCUUAGUUAUGGUGUGAACAAAGUUAAACUAAAGUGUUAUUUUUUAUACUAACCAGGUAUUAAGAAAAUCUUUUAAAUAUUUAUCAAGUGUUUGUUCCUGUUUUGAAGAUUUUACCCCUUGGUUUUUCCAUUUUGUUUUUAUCGCAGAAGAGCAUAAGAAAAAUACUUGUGUUGAUAUAUUGUUCUGCAAAUAACUCAUGGUUUAAGAAUAGAAGUACUGUCAACAGUUGAAGGAUGUAAUUAAGUACAUAUACUGUAAGUAAGGCAAGAAAAAUUAUGAUGCUUGAUGACAUAAGAUUCUGAAUCUUGAUCCUUUAGUUCCUGAUUGUAUUGCAUAGUUCUCCGAGUAUAACUUAUUUUUUCCUCCAAUUAGUUACAGUAGUAUAAGUUUUUUAAUACCGUACCCUUUUCCUUGCCAAUUUAAGGUAAACUCAUAUCUGGUGUCCAUUAUUUAGUGGAGCUAGUUUUCAUCCUAAUUAUGGAUAAUCUGUCUCAUAUUUAUUUUCUGUUGUAAAUCAAUGUCAGCUGAGGUUUUAGAUUCUCCUUUUUUAUUGCCAGUGUUUUGCUUUUUAUCCACCAGUGAUACAAAUAAUGAUUAUUUAACUUUUUAAGUCUUAUUUACCUAAAUUUUCUUUAAUCAGUUGUCAGUACUGUUGCUUGUAAGUGAGAAUUAUAGAAUGGUAUUUUAAAUAUCAAUAUAUUGGUUCAGAAAUGUUUGCCUCUGUAUUUUGUAUAGCUAAGAGAAACCGUCUCAUCCAGGUGCAAAGAUUGAAUGGAUAUCAAUGACUGUCCGUCCAUUGACUCUAUAGGGUGAUCUUGGAAAGCUUUAUUAGUUACACGUUUCAGUAAAGGGAACUUAGCAGACUUACUUUAUUUUCAGUAGAAAGUAAAUGCUUAAGAUUUCCUCCCAUUUUUAGUUUAAUCUAGUUUUAGUAGAAUUGAGCUUUAGCAUGACUUUGCAUACAUAUAUAGUAUUGUAUGCUGUAUUUUAAACUAGCAACUGUGCUUACAAUCUCAUGUGCCGUUAUUACAUAGAAAUAUCUAGUCCUUUAUUUGUAAAUUAUCUUUUGAGAAGUUUUAAAUCACUCAGUAAUUAAAUAUGAUCCUCAUUGCUCCUGUUACUUUAAAUUUUAGCAUGUCCAAUCAUUUAUAAUCCUUGGGUUACCAUAUUUUAAAAAAUAAGUUAGCUCUCUUUUAUGUAAUGAAUUUUAAGAUAUUUUUUGGGUUGUGGAUUUUUGUAAAGGUUGAAUUCUAAGGCUAUGUAGAAAUUCUUGAUGUUAAAACUGUUAGUGGUAAAGUAAGUUUUUGUUCGGUGGUUUACACUGUACUACUGCUUUACCACCGUUCAUGAACAGGCUAGUUUUGGUAAUUGUAUCUUGGAUCUUAUUGCCACUCAGCAAGUAUAGUACAAGAAUUCACUAGAGGUUGUCAUGUUCAUUGUGCAUGAAUUACUGUUUCUCCCCUUUAGUCAGUCAACUCUUCUUAUGUCCAGAACUUCAUAUCACCUUGUACACAAUUCUUUGUAUCGUUAAUAAUCUUCCUUUAAUUUUAGAUUUCUUUCUCGUUUCCUAGUUCCAUUUUGCCAUUUUGACAUAAGUUGAGUAAAUUUAUUCCAGAUGGCAUAUUCAUAAAAACCAUAAUUUUGUAAUUUUUUAUUUAUGGUAAUUUUUAAAUGAAAAUGUUUAAAAAUCUUCAUUAUGAAAUGCAAAUUAAAUUUUUUUUAUAACAGUAAGAAUAUUGCUUAAAACACAUUGGUACAUUGAAAUUUUUUUUUUAGUUGCACAUAGAAGGUUAGUGAAAUUAUAGAGCAAGUAGUGCAGUAGCAAAGUGCACUUUCAUCUUUGAUCUGAACAUUUUUGUUUACUGAUAUAGUGCAGUCAGGCUUACCAAAGUUAUCUUGCCAGUAUUGUAGCUAUAGUAUUUGAUAUAUUGUAAUAUUCUUGUUUUAAUACACAGUAAUUCAUUUAACUUCAAA